Messenger RNA from Pomacea canaliculata, 1532 nucleotides. Its product is annotated as O-methyltransferase MdmC-like. NCBI's taxonomy places the organism in Eukaryota, Metazoa, Mollusca, Gastropoda, Architaenioglossa, Ampullariidae. The transcript has 6 exons. The record is from RefSeq and is a predicted model, not a curated record. Gene Ontology annotation, molecular function: O-methyltransferase activity; S-adenosylmethionine-dependent methyltransferase activity. Bases 266 to 1078 code for a protein of 270 amino acids.
AACGGAUCACUUCCCACGAGCCUAAGCGUUGGUCUUGGUAGACAGACAGCAGUCCACGGUCCACCUAUACACGUCCAUGGAUAUGUAGUUUUUUGUGCUGCGGGGUUCUGAAUGUGAUCCCAUAUUCUGACCUCGGCUGUUACCGAUUUCUUUCGCAUGGGAUGUGCGUCGCGUGCUGUGUGCGGCUGGACCCGUCUGUGAACAGACAUCUGCUUAGUCACUCGAUCGUCGACUCGUGGAGCGCAAUUAGGCCUAAAGUCACAAAAUGAGUAAACUGCCAGCCACGGAUAUCUCAAAACUCCUUCUUAAAGAUGCGCAAAUGCUCCGGGCUAAAAUAGUGUACAAAGAUGCCACAGCCUCGACAUCCGUGGAGGAAAUACGACAAGGCCUGCUUAGUGUACUUAAGUAUGGCGACGAACGUGAGAGAUACACCCAUCACAUUACCUCACCAGCAAGUGCCACCUGUAAUCAGAUUGAAGAACUAACCUAUUCGUACAAGUGGAUGCCUGGGUACAGUCCCGGGAUGAUGUGUGGGAACACUGAAGCACAGUUCCUUAAAACCUUAGUCAGCAUCCAGGGAGCACGUCGAGUGCUGGAAGUGGGCAUGUUCACUGGCUACAGUGCCUUGGCCAUGGCAGAGGCAUUGCCACCAGAUGGUGUUUUAGUCACCUGCGACACUCAGGAUUUUCUGCGGGAGUUGAAUGAGAAGACCUUCGCCAAUUCACCACAUGGGAAAAAGAUUCAGAUAAAAAUAGGUCCUGCUGUUGAAACGAUGCGAGAAUUCCUAGCCAAUGGUCAGAAGUUUGACUUUAUUUUCCUUGAUGCUGACCAAGAUGUUACCCAAGUAAAGAUCGCCUUUGAAGAGGGUCUGCUGGCUAAGAGAGGCACUGUUGUCAUUGAUAAUGCUUACCACUAUGGUCAUCUGUACGACAAGAGCGGAGGCCCGCAGCAGCCGGAGAGGUUGUGGCCCAUCUUCAAGUAUGUGCAAGAAAACCAAGGGCUCCACAAAGUGCUGGUGAGUGUGAGAGAUGGCGUUCUAAUUGUACGCCGCUUGAGUGAUGUGGAGUACAAUAUGUAAGCCAGUCAACAGACCUGAUGUGAAGUACAAAGUGUUAAACAGCUGACAGAUCUGCUGAUGUGAAAUACAGCCUGUCAGCUAGUCUGCAUGCUAAGGUCACCAUGACCUCCUGCAUUAAGCUGUCCACAUGGGAGGACAUUGUGGCUGUCAGCCUGUAAGAUUUGAAAACAUCACAAAACGUUUUAAGCUUUUACUAGAUCUUUUAAAUUUCCAUAUCCAGUGCGUAAAAGCCAGAGCUAUGCUUGAAAGUUUUACAAUUUUUUGAAUGUUUCUAUAUGCUGUCCUUGAUUCCAUCAGUGUCAUGUGUCUGGAUGCUUCUGCUUAUAGAACUCGAACUCUGUGCUUCUCCAGUUUUGCCAUGAUUAUGAGGCACUCGUGAAUUUCAUGUUCUUGAUUUAUUUUCAUUUUAAUCCUUUCAUUAAAAUGAACCCAAAUAAAGAUUGAUUCUGCAAAA